AUGUCUGCUGAGAAAUCCGAGUUUUCCCAUAUUGAAGAGUCCAAGGCUCAAGCUACACACUAUGAAGUCUCAAGCGACUUAAAAAGAUCCGACUCUGAGUUGGGUCCUCGCGAAAUUGCUGAGGAACAAGACUAUUAUACCAACUUGCCAGAAUCAUUGCAGGAUUUGACUCAAGAAGAGUUGAAACAACUCGACAAAAAGACACUUCGUAAGAUCGAUUUGAGAUUGAUGCCCAUGUUGAUCUUUAUUUAUAUCUUGAACUAUAUCGAUCGAAACAACAUUGCUAGUGCCAGAUUAGGUGGAUUGGAAGAAGACUUGGGCCUCAAGGGAAACCAAUACCAAAUCUGUAUUUCCAUCUUGUUUAUCGGAUACAUCUUGUUUCAGGUUCCUUCAAAUAUGCUAUUGAACAAAAUCGGACGUCCAUCAACGUAUUUGGCCGUGGUUAUGACUAUUUGGGGUGCCAUUUCCACUUGUACUGCUGCAGUGCAAGGAUUUGGUGGAUUAGUCGCAAUCAGAGCAUGCCUUGGUAUCGUUGAGUCUGCAUUCUUUUGUAGUGCAUUGAUGAUCCUUGCUUCUUGGUACGACAAAAAAACAUUGGCAAGUAGAAAUUCUAUCCUUUACUCGGGUUCCUUGAUCUCAUCUGCAUUCAGUGGAUUGUUGGCAGCCGGUAUUUUGGAAAUGGACGGAUUGGGAGGAAUUCAAGGAUGGAGAUACUUGUUCAUCAUUGAAGGUGGUGUUACCGUGCUCACAGUUCCAUUUGCCUACUUCAUCUUGCCUGAUACCCCAGCAAACACAAAGUUUUUGUCACAACAAGAAAAAGACAUCAUCCAAUGGAGGUUGCAAAAAGAUGUUGGUGUGAAAGAUAGCGACAAAGAAGCUGAAAUUUCCGAUUGGGAAGGUUUCAAAUUGGCCGUGAAGGAUAUCAAGAUGUGGAUGCUUUGUGGUAUGCACAGUUUCUUGGUUGCUGCUUGCGGUGUCACUAAUUUCUUCCCCACCAUUGUUGGAACUUUAAACUUUAACCACACAAUUACCUUGUGUUUAACUGCACCACCAUACGUUGUUGCCGUUGUAGUGACAUACUUUUGGGCCAAGAAUGCCGAUAGGACUGGAGAACGUACAUUGCAUGUGAUUAUCCCACUUAUUUGUGCAUUAGUUGCAUUCAUCAUUGCGGUUGCCACAUUGAACACGGGUGCACGUUACUUUUCAAUGAUUUUGAUGAUCCCUAGUCUUUACUGUGCAUUUGUGGUGAUUCUUACUUGGAUUUCCAACUGUUGUCCUAGACCACCUGCAAAGAGAGCUAUUUCCAUUGCAAUGGUGAACUGUUUGAGUAACAGUACUUCCAUCUGGAAUGCAUUCUUGUAUCCUUCAAGCGAUGGUCCUCGUUAUGUCAAGGCCAUGAGUUGUAACAUUGCAUUCUUGGUGUUGUCCAUAUUGUUUGUUGUGAUGUUGAGAAUCAGAUUAAUGGUGUUGAACAAGAAGAUCAAGAGUGGUACUAUGAAUUGGCAACUGGAGUUGGGUAAAGGUAAUGAUGGAAGCAAGAUUUCACCAGACUUUAGAUACUUGUACUAA
Molecule: messenger RNA, 1569 nt
Organism: Lodderomyces elongisporus
Lineage: Eukaryota; Fungi; Ascomycota; Pichiomycetes; Serinales; Debaryomycetaceae
Exons: 1
Coding region: 1-1569 (522 amino acids)
Biological process (GO): transmembrane transport
Cellular component (GO): membrane
Molecular function (GO): transmembrane transporter activity
Source: RefSeq, a predicted model, not a curated record